CAUAAUGGAUGCUAGUUGUAGUAGUAUAAUCCUGCCUAUUGUUGAGCAACUUGUGGAUGGAGGUUGGGUGUUCAUGCUAGAGUGUAUAUCCAGUUAUCCACAGACCACAGAACUGUCUGAUCAACAAUCUGGAGUCUGGACAGGUAAGUAAGCCCGUCCGUCAACCUUUCCACCAUGGGCGGCAGCGGCGGCGGCUCCGGUGAGGUGGGUGCGUCGGAGGCGGUUAGCCUCGUGUUCCGCAUCGCGACGGUGGGGCUGUCCCUGGCGUCGGCAAUCAUGACGGCCGCCUCAACGCAGUGCGUGUACCGGGACGACGGCGUUCCCGCCGGCACGGUCUCCUACGGCGACUACGCCUCCUUCAAGUACUCGGCGCUCGCCGACCUGCUGUCCGCGGUGCUGCAGGGCGUGGCGAUCUACCUGGAGGCCACGAGGAAGGACAGAGCGGCCAGGGCCGUCGAGCUCAUCGACAAGCUCGUGCAGGCCCUCACGUCCUCGUCGGCGGCGCUGCUGCUCGCCGUCGACGACAUCACCUCCUGCGGAGGCGGCGGCGGGCCUGGGGGUCAGCGCCAGCGCGGCGGCGGCCUCUGCAGCCAGGCCGGCGCGUUCUGCGGGCGGGUCCGCGUGUCGUCCGUGCUCUCCGUCGCCGCGACCGUGUCCAUCUCCGGGUCCGUGUACAUAAGGCACGCCCGGGCGGCCGUCGUGAUGCCGCCGAGGCCGCCGCCGCCGACGACGACGAUCUUGAAUGUGGUUAAGCGCAAAGACGGGGGUAGAAAGGAGAAGGAAGAAACAGUAGAGAAACGUAAGGUUGUGUUGAUCAAGACGGAGAAGACAGAAGAUCAGGUGAAGACGAAGAGGGACGACAACGAGGAAGAGAAGGAAGAGGACGAAGUAAAUAAGGACGAGGAGUGCUGCCGCAGCUACACAGAGGUCAGUACGCCGCCAGCGAUGCCGCCGCCGUGGUGCCGGUGCCCGAGGCUGACGAUCCCGUGCGACUGCGAGGACCCGGAACUGUGCGGCGCCUUCUUCUAGCUAGGAAGGCCCUGUUGUUCUUAAUUUGUGCAAUUGUGCUCCAUUGAGCUGUGUUUGGUGGCAACCUCUCCUCUUUUCAGCCAUAGAGGGAACUUAGUGGAGAAAAACCUCCUCCAGCAUAUCCCCUUUCCAUUCCCUUUUCCCCUUUCUUUUUUCUCAAUCCCAUUUAUUCCCCUCCCUCUUCUCCCUUUCCUUUUCUCCCACUUCUGCCGCACGAUCUACAGCCCGUGAAAUUUCAUGGCUGCCCGAUCCACCUCGCCGGCUGCCUCGCCAUUCGCGUCGUCGCCGGCCGCCCCGAUGUCCGCGCCACCGCGGCACGUCGGCCUACGCGCCACCGGCCCUCGCCGCUGGCGGGCAUCGCCGAGCUGCGAGCGUCGUCGGCCCGGCGGCGCCGCUCUCCGUGCCACCCGCGCCGAGCCAGCCCCCUCGAGCUCCGCGAGCUACUGGCCGCGGAUGCGCUGGCCGCCUCCACACCGCCAGCCAUCCCGACCCGUCGAGCAACUGGUCGCUGCGGCGGCCGGCGAGCCGCUUCUCGCCCGACCUGCCUCGUGGAGGAGGCCUGUGCAGGGCGGCACCGGCGGGCCGCUCCUCGUCCGACCUGCGGCGGCCGGCGGGCCGCUCCUCCGACCCGUCGAGCACCACGCGUGGACCGCCCAGGAGCAAGGGAGGAGAUGAGAGAGAGGAAGGGUUAGAAAAAAAAUGUGCCGCCACUGACAGGCAGGUCCUACGUGUAAGGAGAUGGAAAGGGGAAAGAGAGAAGGGAUCGGCUGCAGAACCUCUCCUUAAACAUUUGAAAUUGUGAAAGGGGAUUCCCUGCAUAGAGUGAGAAAAGGGAAAGGAGAAAAUCAAUCUGGAGAUGCUUUAAGAAACCAACGGAUGCAGAGGCCUUUUGAAAAUUUCCUAUUUUAGGAGUUAGGACACACCGGUAAGUUAACCUAUAGAUCAACCUGCUGCUUCAGCGGCAACAAAGAUUCCUU
Molecule: messenger RNA, 2006 nt
Organism: Setaria italica (foxtail millet)
Lineage: Eukaryota; Viridiplantae; Streptophyta; Magnoliopsida; Poales; Poaceae
Product: CASP-like protein 1U1
Exons: 2
Coding region: 175-1029 (284 amino acids)
Source: RefSeq, a predicted model, not a curated record